AUGAAGAUUGAGUUAUUCUCUGUGAAAAACGAAGGAGAUGUUGCUGCUGGGAAUCAUGAAGAAGCAGAGAAAUGGGAUGUUUUCGAUGACGGUUCCAGCAAGAAAGAGAUAAGACAAGAGCUUCUGAUGAUUGACAUAAAGUUAGCGAAAGGCGUAGUUCUCCCCAUUGGUAGCUUGUUCCUUGGUUCUCUGUAUACACAUCUGGAUCACCUGGUUGCGGACAUGCGUGUUUCAAACGGUUAUAUGAAAGUGGAAUCGUAUGUUCAUGUUGCCUUCCUUCAAGCGUGGUUGUGGGAGCAUUUUGAGAAAUAUGCUCUGAAGCCGUUGUCUUCACUUCCCGCGAGUUGGGGUGGCUCCAGAAUUCUCCGAUGGGGUUUCGGUAGUGUGAAUGCCUUUACUGCGCUUGCUCGUCGUCAGGAAAUAACACCUCUUCCGAUAAAGGCCGGCAGUGUUGAGCCCUCUAGGAAAGAGUCAGAGAAACAGAAGAGUUUAGAAGACGAAGGUAGCUCUUCUCACAGCAGCACUGGAUCUUCUUCGGGAAGCGGAUCGGAAGGAUCUGAGGAAGGAUAUGAUUCUGGAGACGAUUCUGAGAUAGAGGCUUGUGAAGAUUUUUCUUUAGCUGCAGCGACUGCUAUUGGUGCUUCGAAGAUGGAGGUUGAUCAGACGAAAGGCAUGGAUGCGGCUCGAACAACGGAGAAUGCUAUGACGACUGUCAACGAAAGCGUGGAAGAGAACCCAUUUCCGGCUGUGGGUAUGGUUGCAGGCGCCACUUUCGAUCCCCCGUACUUGGUUCCUUAUCCAGGUCAUGUGCUGGUCGGUGGCUUCAGCGUGCUGGCUAAGUACAAGGUGUUGUACACCAAAAUCUGGGAAAGGUAUGUACAUAUCGCCACAACCAGGAAGAUCACCAGUCGAUUUGCGCUGGUCAAACGUGUGGAGGAAGCUCUGUCUUCGAUCGAGGAUAUGUGUGAAGUGACCGGCCAUACCGUUUCUGAGGAUGUCAUCGUCAGUUGGAAGUAUCAUCGUGAUAUGUGCAUAGAAAAUGAGUUCAACGCUUCGUGGUUCGUCAAGGGCUUUGCUGAGAUCCAGAAAUUGAAAACCGUAGUAGCCGAGAGUCUUUCUACAUAUGAAAUCGCACAACAGGAGGCAUAAGUCGAAGAAUUGUACAAGACGUUGACUCUGAAGAGAUCGUCUCUCGAGGAUGCAAGGGAGGCUUUCUCUAAGAAGAGCAGACCCCUGUUGGAUAAAUUUCCCUGAAUGUUCCUCUGUCUUUUCCAAACUUUCGCUUAGGUUCUCUCUUUUUUUUUUGAAAGGCAAACAAAGUGCCUAUUUUAACGUUUAAUUGAUUUUGAUAGAUGGUUGGUAUUUUA
This is a messenger RNA of Papaver somniferum (opium poppy), 1367 nucleotides long. RefSeq lists its product as uncharacterized. The transcript has 4 exons. The coding region runs from base 1 to 1149 and encodes 382 amino acids. Lineage: Eukaryota; Viridiplantae; Streptophyta; Magnoliopsida; Ranunculales; Papaveraceae. The record is from RefSeq and is a predicted model, not a curated record.